UCCUCCGCCAUCUUUCCCGGGCGCCAGCAGCGUCCGCGGGGUGCCCAGCUCGGUGGCGGAAUUCUUGCGGGCCUUCCCGGGCAGCGACGCGGUGCCCGCUUCGGGCGGACACGGGCCCUUGCGGGAGGCACUGCACAGCUUCCCCGGGUUGUUGCUGCCCGGCCGGGUGCGUUCGGAAACCGUCUUCAGGAUACCGGUCCCUUAAACAUGUCACGCCACACAACUGAGUGGAGCAAUUCGAAGACCCGUAAGAAGCUUGUGAAAGCCAAUCCGCCAAGACAUCCUGGGCCAUUCAUGAAAGAAGAAUCCAAAGUUUAUGUUGGGAAUCUACCCCCGGAUAUCAAGGAGGAGGAAAUAGCCCGUUUAUUUAAGGAUUUUGGCUUGAAGUCAGUCAAGAAGUUCCAGGGGUCUGCUUCUAAAAGCUUUGCAGUUGUAGACUUGGCCACCCCCGAGGCCGUCCAGCUAGCCAUCCAUCAGCUGAAUGGAAACGCAGUGAACAAGAGGCAGAUAUUGGUGUCCGUUUGGGAGGACAGGAGGAGGCCCUUGAAGAGCAGCAGCAUGGAAAUGCCAGAGUUGGAACCCGUCCCCUUUGAAGAGCUUGGAUUAAAGCAUGCUCUUGCCCCGAAAUUCAGACCCCAGACCCCGCCACCUUUGCAACCGACGGUCCAGUAUGCCGUUCCCCUGGAAAUGAGGAGUUCCUUCCUGCUGCAUAUGCUGAAGGACUGUUUCCAGGACGUGGCCUGGCUGAACACCGUCCCCCAAGUCCACGGAGAAGUGGGGCUCCUGGUGACGGACGCCCUGCCCCAGACACCCUACUUCUGGGCGAUCCACCUCACGGAGGAACACCAUCAAAGCAUGCUGAAGCUCUUCACGGCCUUGGCGAAGGUUGAAUCUCAGGUGCCCUUUUUGGCAAAGCAGGACGUCCAGCGGGGAACGCGAUGCAUGGCAGAGUGCAUUCUGGGAAAUGAAGGCGGCGCCUGGAACAGGUGCUGGGUUCUGGAAAAGUUUGAGGAUCAAGCGGUGGUGUUCUUCGUCGAUUAUGGCCGCUCUGCCACCGUCCCCCUGAAUUCCCUGCGGAAGCUGGACAGUAACGAGUUCUGGAAGAUACACCCCUUGGCACAACCUUUCGUGCUUCAGGAAGAGUGUUUCCUGCCUCAAGUCGCGAUUCGACAAGUCCUGGAAGGCAGAGUGGCGGGCCUGUCGCAGAUGGAGCAAUGGAUCAGCAGCGGAGGUGUGAAUGUGGAGGGAGGUGUGCAGAGUGCUAAAGAACAAGGAAUGAAAGAUGCAGCCCCCAGGUCUGGGAGGGUAUAGCAGAAGCCUUUGGCAUCCCUGU
Molecule: messenger RNA, 1333 nt
Organism: Hemicordylus capensis (graceful crag lizard)
Lineage: Eukaryota; Metazoa; Chordata; Lepidosauria; Squamata; Cordylidae
Gene: TDRD10
Product: tudor domain containing 10
Exons: 13
Coding region: 208-1311 (367 amino acids)
Molecular function (GO): RNA binding
Source: RefSeq, a predicted model, not a curated record